Molecule: messenger RNA, 2069 nt
Organism: Paramecium octaurelia
Lineage: Eukaryota; Ciliophora; Oligohymenophorea; Peniculida; Parameciidae
Source: the annotation of a GenBank genome assembly
AAGUCUAAUGCUUGAUAAUAUUAUGAUGGCAAUUGGAUGGGCUGGAUCAUAACAGAUUAUUGCCAUAUCACUAUUGAGAUAUCUUAUUUUGGUUAAUAGCAAAGCACUUUAUUUAUCCUAAUUUUUAAUUCGAUUGGCUUGCAUCCUACUAUUUUUGAUAGUGUUCCUUAAGUAAAUUGUUAUGUAAUUCCAAGUAAAAUAUUCCGUUUGCAGCACCCUCGAUUGAAUACUCCACACUAAUUGGGCAGACCUUUCAGAUUUUCAUUUUCUUUGGUUUUCUUUUGUAGUCUGAUGGAAUUUGUUUCAAUAGCAAUGGCAGUUCAUUCAGUAAGUUCUAUUGCCUAAUCACUAGUUGAAAUAUUAUAGUAUCGUUCACUUUGCAGCUCUAUUCACUAUUUUUAAAUCCUUCUUUAGAAGUUGGAUCAAUAAUGUGACUCCAAUCACUGCUUUGGCCUCCUAUCUACUGAUGGGAUUGGGUUAUUUAUUGGAGGAUUGGAUAUACUUUAUUCAUGGGCCUUCAUUUGAUAAAAGAUUCCUCGGAAUAAAUGAAAAAUUCGAAUGGAAGCCAUUAGUCAUGGUUAUAGCUGCAGCAGCCAGUAGAACCCUUGGAAUUCAAAUAUUCAAACACAUUCAAUUUUAAUAGUUAUUUAAAAAUAAAGGUUUUGUGGAUAAAGUAUCAUGGGCCAACUAUAUAAACGAUGAACCUGAAAAGAUUCAGAACAGUUUGGCUGCUGUGAAUGCUCUCUUUAGUCGAUAUUUGGAAGCACAAUUGAUUGUCCAUUGCGAAUAAAACUCAAUACCAAUCCACUAAUUAAAAAGUGAUGCUAUUUUGGAACUCCUAAAUAGUUACUUCGAUAAUCAUUUAUCAUAUAGUUAUUAAUAUAUGGAAUAGUUUCAUAUCUUCAAUUUCAACAAAGAAGCCAUUGAUGACAUAGAUGCUUAUGCAGAAAAAGACACUUUAUUAAGGAAAAUGAUUAAGCAAAGGAUCUUUACUAUUCAACUAUAACAUCAAUAAUUCAAAGAGUUAUUUGGAAUUGACAAAUAUCAAAAUCUUUCAUUUGAAGUCAUUUUUUAAGACUAUGGCAUUCAUGAAUACAUUUGGGAUGAAGAAACUCCAUUCAUUACAUUGAGUAUGCAAUUCUUUCAAGGAAUCUUUUGUCUCAUAGCAGCAUACUUUAAUGAAGAAUAAGUUUCUGACUAUUUUUCACAGGGAUACGAUAUUGGACUGACUCUGACUAAAAUAGAAUAUUAUGUAUGGAUUGCUGUAUUUUUGGGAAUUUUAUAAUUGGGAAAAAUUGGGUAAUUAUUAGCAUUAAAUCACUUAGGGCUUAUAAAUUGAUAAUCUUAUGGGAAGUAUAAACUUACUUUUUUAGUGGUAUAUUCCUGGAACUUGGCAUCAUUUAUUUAACAAUGAUCUGGAUUGAAAACAUCACCUAUAUAAAAGUGCUUGGUCUUAUUAUUUCAUAUAUAGUAAUGUCAAUAAGUUAUAGAUCAGCUGAAAAAGUCAGAGAUUAAAGUAAUCUUUUGUUAUUUAAAUAGAAAAUAAACUAUUUUAUUUAAAUUUUGUUAUUUUCUUAGUAAAAACACAAAAAUUUACAAAUAGAGAAGGCAGCCAUAUCAUUUCAUUGAUGACAUAAUGCUGUGAACACUUGAGUUUAAAUGAAUUUUUGAAAGUAUUAUCUUAGAUGUUGUGUAUACAUGGAAUAGUGAGUUGUGACCAACUAAGACACAUGAAAUUUAGUCAUUUUGGAGAGAGUCCCCUAUUCAAAUUCUAAAUCCCUUUCAUUUUUCAAUCUUAAUUACGUUAUGAAAACAACAUUGAAAACGAUACUUUGAUUCAAGAAGAGGGUGAAAUUGAAUAGAUGCAAAAGUCUUAAUUUACUCGUUAUGUUAUUGAAAGCAAAUAUUAAGAAAACAAAUCAGAAAUAAAAUCGGGAAAAAAUGUUGCCAAUUCAAGAAUAUAAGUCAAAUCUGAAAUACAACCUUAGUAUUCUAAAAUCAUGUCAGAUCGAAAAUUAUCAGCAUCAGCAUAAAAGUCCAAAAGACAAUCGAUAUUAAAUUGAAAUUAA